Molecule: messenger RNA, 4364 nt
Organism: Bombus pyrosoma
Lineage: Eukaryota; Metazoa; Arthropoda; Insecta; Hymenoptera; Apidae
Exons: 13
Coding region: 222-2225 (667 amino acids)
Source: RefSeq, a predicted model, not a curated record
GAUCCGCGCCUAUUCGCGCAUCCCUCGAACGAUAGGGUACGAAGAGGUGCACGCUAGGUUCGCGGUAAAGGGAGAAAACACGUUGAACGAAACCGAUCGGGACACGUGUACUUUGCUAAAUAAUGCAUCUUUCUCGUGGGUUUCCUUCGUAGACGCUUUUCGCAGUUCCGUUAAACUCUGUACAUACAUCCUUUCGUUACCGUCGUACCUUCGUAAUCGUAAUGAAUAUUUUCUUCUGUAUAUUCCAUCAUUAUGGUUUCUCGCAUUUUAGAAAACGGACGAUACGCUCGAAUCGGAUGCGAGAAUUUUCCUUUUCAUACGAGGAAAGACAUCUUCACUGCUCAGCAACAAUGUUAAUACUGCUGAUGUUAUCCCUGGGUGAUGUACACAUUGUAAAUGGUUCUUGCGAGUUUCCAGUUGCAUGGACUGGAGAAUGGUAUCAAUAUGGGAAAAUCGCACCAAUUAUCCUAAAUACAACAGUUAUAGGCGAAAGGACAUGCAUCGAGCGAUCCGAGGACUCUUACAUCGUGUAUGGUGACAAAUGCUAUUAUUGUAUAAUUAUUAAUGAUCGGCAUGAGAAUGUGAUUCAAUUUCGUGAAGGAUGGUGCUAUACGGAACAAACCACUUUGGACGAAAUGUGCUCGAACAUUAAGUCCGAUGAUACCUUGUAUUCCAUGUUUCGCGUAAAUUCCAAGCCCAUACCCUGUCCUUUUAGUGGACCAUCAUUUACGUUUACCUAUGAUAAGGGUUUUGGUGAAUGUGCAAUGCCUAUUAGCCUUGGGGAGAAAUGUACUGACGAAAGUAAAUUACUUCUGAAAUAUCAGGCUUGCCCGGAUAUCAAACGAAGCGAGAGUAACACGGAAGAGUUACAAUGCCUCGCUGUAUGGAACGAUGGUCGUAACAAAUACCUCGUUGGAACAUUAAAAGGAAGAAGUAUCUCGAGUGCCGAAAAAAUGUAUAGAUGUUUCCUGUACGAAGAGAAAACACAUCAUCAGGGAAAGGUGGCCUACUUACUCGCUCAGUCAGGUGAACCAACUUGUAACGGCCUAACUACAGUUUCGGAGGGGUCACCAACUAUAAAACUUACGAAAGUUGAUAAAGAACACAAUAGAUGCAAAUAUCCUUCAUGGAUUACCGAACAUCAUGACUGGCGUUCUUUAGACGGUACUAAAGUUUAUCAUUUUACGAAUAAAAAUGCAACACUCAAAGUUAAAGUACAAAACACCGAUGGGGAUACGUUUCACGAAGAAAAGAUUGUUUGUCAUAAUCUAGAGAAAUUACAUCCUACGGAAAAUACACAAGGAUAUAAAGUAAAGUUGAUUGCUCACGUUACUAGCGGUUGUGACAUUGGCUAUGUUUGCAUGAUAUUUCAUAAAAGAGAUCACCACAUUAUAGAGUUACAGCAAUCGGAUGAAAAAGCUAUAAUGCCAGACGAGGCGUGUUCCCUUGCAGACACAUCUACAAUGGCGUAUACCACUCUAAUAAGCUCUUCAUUACGUCAGAGAAAGUGUCCCAAUCCUGGACGAUAUUUUAUCUUGGGAUUUACUCCAUUCAGUGUAUCUAAUACUUCGUUUCGUCGACAACGUCGUAGUGAGAGACACUCUUCUAGAAUUACUAAAAGAAAGAAUUGGCACGAAGAUAUUUCUCAGGAAGAAUCGCACGAACAGCAACGACAACACCAACAGAAGCAUCACCAUCAUCAUCAUCAUCAAUAUGGAGGAGAACAACAUCAGCAACAACAAGAACUACAAAGGGAGGAUUGUAAAAGAACCAAUGUUGAAAUAGGCUGUGCCUCGUCGGAUCAGAAUGAAAUUCUUAUUGGAAAAACAUGCGAUACGGAAGAAAUAACGUAUUAUUGUCAUGGUAGUUGGGAAGAAAAAAAUAUUUGGUAUACGAUAGUGUCGUUAAAAACUAAUCAACCUUCCCCAAGUUUUGGACAAACAUUUUGUUUUUCUAUGCAAUUCGACGGUAGUACAGAGAAGACGUCCGUCACCGGAAAAGCAAUUAAAACUCAAGUCUCGGAACAGGAACUUUGGUUAACUAAAUUGGAUCGUGUCUGUAGUAGAGGCCAGAUCGAAGACGAACGAUCCUACACGCUUGUCAGUCAAGGAGUUUGCGAAGACAUGGAAAAGGCGUAUUCUAGUUUGGCGCCACUUUUUUCCAAAUCUAUAAUUUUAUUUGUCGCAAUCAUGGGAAAUUGUGCCGUAAUAUUUUUGUUAAGAUGAUAUGCCACUUCCACGUGAAGAAUUGUACUCGAUGCUUUUAGAGGGAUUAUUUUUUUUUUCUUCUCGUUCUCUUGUUUUUCUUGUGAACGUCGAGGAAAGUCGACAGGCAGAGAGCAACGGCGAAUAAAUUCCUCCGAUUUUAUAUUCGCUUUUGUAAGGAUCGAGGCCAAGAACGAACGGUUUAAUUUAAUCGACUUGAUUGGACAGCGCUGGCCAACUACCAUCUGUUUCUUCAUAUUUUGUUCAGACUUUCAUCACGCUCGAUCUGCGGUCGAUGACUCAGAUACGAUACUCUUUACUCAGAGACUCUUUACUCAGAUACGAUAGCUUAUACUACUAUGUAAGUUUCUUUUGUUCUUCUUUUCUUUUUUAUUGUGCAUUAGACAACAUCGCACGAUCUUUACUUACAUUUUUUUAUUCAUUCAGACAUAGAUAAGGAUGUACUUAGAUUCUAGAUUUUAAGUCUUAUGCCCGUCCGUUUCAUACAAUGGUCGAGAUUUCUACCCGAUUACAUCUAUUUACAUCCUGUAAAUCUGUAUAUUUGCACUUGUAUUUUUUAUAUAAGCAUAUGUUGAAGAACGAGCAAAAGGUUCGCUCAUGUACUGAAAAACCGCGCAUUUAUUUUCGAUUUAAGAGUACGAAAACAACGAUACCUCGAUCGUUUUUACGUAAUUGAGAUUUGUAAGGCACGCAGUAUAUUGUCAAUCGAUCGACUACUGUGCACCCGCAGCUUUCUUGUAAAUAUAAGCAGGGUAUAACGAGUCAAGACCAUGUUCGAUUAAUCGCGAACGAAAUCGAUGUAAUCCUAUAACUGCGAAUUUGAUUAAUUUAACGCGUAACAAUUACUUACGAUAAGGAAAUACUUUUUACCUCUUAACCUGCUACAUUUUGUAUAUAAUAAUUUAAGCACUGUAUAAAGACUGUUUUUAAAGGGUAUAGAGUUUUCCACUUAUACAAUCGCGUUUAAUUAUCGAGCGCUAGCCUGAAAGUGAUUAACUAUCGUGUUCCUUUCGUUUUCGUCCAUUGUGAGAUCUGUAUUAUCGACGAAAGGGAAAAGAUCACAGUGGAAGAGUGGCGUUCGAUUAACACAUUUCGAAAUAUGUACGCAAAAUAGUGUCCCGUAACGAGGAUUAAUGACGCAUCGUGAACGCCGAUGCAAUUGCGAUCAGAAUUCGUUAGAAAAAUAAACUGAAAUCGCAUUUAUUUUCUCUUGGUAACAUGGUCGCAUUGUGCCUAAUCAAAACAUUAUUUUUCCUCGAUUUAUGACAGAUUUUCUUACGACAAAAUUAUAUAUGGCUAUCUAUUACUCUCGUUGUACCCACGAUUAUUUGUUAUAGCUCACAUAGAAACGGAAUACAAUUAUACUGAAUUCGAGAGUAAACACACGCGCGUAUGUAAGUAUAUACAUACAUAUGUGUGUGUAUAUAUGUGUGUUAUAUGUACACACACGCGCGCGCGCGCGCGCGUACAUGUACGUACGUGUGUGUAUAGAUGUAUACAUAUACGCGUAUAAAUAAUUGAGACUGUUCCGAAAUUCGUAUGAUUAGAAUAUUCGAGUACGACGAUGCGCUGGUUCUAAUCCGUAAGAUAGACAAAUUUUUAAUAUCAAGAUAAAUUCUUAUUUUUAUACGCAUAAAUCUAUCGUUCCCAGCCCGAUCCUCGUUCACUCCAGCAUUUUUCUAUUUAUUUCUCCAUUGAAAGAUUUUCUAUCCUUUUUAUUUCCUCCCGAAAUGGACCCAUAGUUUGUUUAUACUUGACCAAGUUCCUGAUACGUUCCGUACUAGUUUAAUAGGCGUAACCACUUUGUCGCGCGCCUUGUCCAACAUUAAAAUUUAUUCGAACCAUUUUACGAUCGCAUCUCAACGUGUCUCAAUGAUAGUUAUUGACUCGAUCGUACCCUUUAUUACUAAUGCAUCUAGAUAAUAACGGACGAAAGAGAAUUAUUGUUGUUAUUGUUGUUGUUGUGGGAUGAGUACUGAUAUCUUGUGCGAAAGUUUCAUCAAUCGAUAUUGAUCAAAUCGAAAUCCAGAUAUAAUUUUUAUGUACACCGCAAUUUAAUCGUAAUACUUUUACUGCCUUCUACGUGAAAAAUUUAACGUGAAUACACAAAUGCUAGUAUUCGAGGUAUGAAAACAAAAA